UUCACGAUCUCGCGGUCUGCGGUGUGGACUCGGCCACGCGAUCGGUUUCCCCUAGAAAAGUGAGUUUUCCGCGCGGGAGUGACCGGCUUUUCCGCCCGUUUUCCACGUGUCGGACCCGGAAAGUGCGAUUUCGAUAGUGACGGCUCCGGUCUUGGAAUUUCUAAAAAAUCUUCGACUUGGAACCGGUUUGCUUUGUGUAUCGCUCGUCUGGUGGCUUUUUGGGAGUCCAGUGCGGUGGUUCGAUCGGUCACCGUUGGAUUUUGUUUCCGGCAAAAUAGCGUCCCGGGAGCUGGUGAAUUAGUGAAGGUGUUACACCUGAGUGAUUUAUAAUCGGUUCGCGGUAACUGUUUUUCGCGCGAAUUUGCGAUCACGGUUGUGAAUUGGUCUGUGUUAGAACACGCGGAAUUACCUGCCAGAAAUUCUGAAUUUUAGUUCCUCGCAGUCUCUUCCGAAAUAAAACGUCGUUCUUUUCCACGCUUGAAUAGAAGUGAAAAUAUUACUGUGUUCCUCGCCAUAUAAUUAAUUUUCGCCGAUAAAAUCGCGAAGAGGGCUUAAACAUUUCGCCAGAAGCGCGCUUUUCCAGAAGAAAUAGUGCUUUUCUCAGAUCUGCUAGUUCAACCGCUUGAAUCGCCGAAAGGCGCAGAAAUUUUCCCUUCAGAGCAUUUUACUUAGAGAUACAGUGACAUUUUUCGUGCUCCGCAAAACGCUGGUCUCCACCAACUAAAUUGACAAAUCGCAGAAAAAAUCUUUGAAAAAAGCACUUCCUCCUCCAAAAUGCUCACUCGGUAACAGUAUUAAUUGCACCCAAAAGUGCAGUGAACUUACUUUGAAGAGUAAAUGCACGGCGCGAAGAAAUGUUGGAAGCACGCCUCACGCCGCCCGCUAUCCUAGCCGUUGCAAUGGUCUUCGCCGGCCUGACGAUAGGGUGCGCGCGUAGCAACGAAUCCUACAUCGACUCGCUGGUGUACCGACCUCCAGGAGCCAACGCCAGCGCGCCCGCCCCGAACGAGAUCUCCAUCGGCGAGGAGAUCGUGCUCUCCUUCCUGAAACGCUUCAUCGGACCGGAAAAGGUCAAAAAGUCAGAGAAACCUGGCUUCCUCGAGGGUUUCGGCCGCCUCGUCAAAAGCGUCGAGGAUCUCCUGAGCCACCGGCCCAAGACCUACAGCGUCGUCACCGAAAUACCCAUUUCCGGUGGGGAACCGGGAAAAGACGAAGAGCGACCGGAAACGCGCAGAGUCGCCCGGGGAACGGAUGGACUCCGACCGGAAACGGAUGUAAUUCGACCGGAAAUGGACGGAGUUCGACCGGAAACGGAUGGAGUUCAACCGGAAAUGGACGGAGUUCGACCGGAAACGGAUGUAGUUCAACCGGAAAUGGACGGCGUUCGACCGGAAUCGGAUGUAGUUCAACCGGAAACGGACGGAGUUCGACCGGAAACGGACGGAGUUCGACCGGAAACGGAUGUAGUUCGACCGGAAACGGACGGAGUUCGACCGGAAACGGACGGAGUUCGACCGGAAACGGACGGAGUUCGACCGGAAACGGACGGAGUUCGACCGGAAACGAACGAGAAGCGAUCGGAGGGUCGCGGCAAGGUGACGGACAUGAUGUUCAGCCCGUACAUGCUGAUCCCGCAGCUGAUAAUGCUCGGGUUCUCGCCGAUCGUGCUGGCGAACCUGAAGAUGUUCGUGAUGCAGACCCUGAUGAUGAACCAGAUGGCGUUCUCGGCGGCCCUGUGGAUGACCAUCCGGAACAUGGUCUUCGGACCGAGCCCCGAGCCACCGGUCAAGUACUACAAUUUCGGCUACGAGAAGCCUCACCACGCCCACCCGCACACGCACCACAGUCAUCGGAGGCGGAGCGUGCCCGGUCGGAGACGGAUCGACAAGUGACCUUGAGGAAUAUGUCAAGGUCACCGCAAGUUAAUGUAAUCUGACAAUGACCCAGAGGUGGAUCCAGCAAACUGGCAACAUUGUUUUUCCUCCAU
This is a messenger RNA of Bemisia tabaci, 1987 nucleotides long. The record is from RefSeq and is a predicted model, not a curated record. Lineage: Eukaryota; Metazoa; Arthropoda; Insecta; Hemiptera; Aleyrodidae.